Messenger RNA from Ipomoea nil (Japanese morning glory), 970 nucleotides. RefSeq lists its product as uncharacterized. The transcript has a single exon. The record is from RefSeq and is a predicted model, not a curated record. Lineage: Eukaryota; Viridiplantae; Streptophyta; Magnoliopsida; Solanales; Convolvulaceae. Bases 21 to 818 code for a protein of 265 amino acids.
UUUGAUUGCCCUUCGCCAUUAUGUGGAGGUCCAUUUCGAAUGCUGUCUCAAGCUUUGGACAGAAGAAGGAUUCUGUUACACCGAGUCAAGUUUGCCAUGAAAUCUCAGAUGAUGAUGAGACAUGCUCUAAUGACAGCUCGGGUGAAGGACUGGAAUGCCCAAUAUGCUGGGAAUCUUUUAAUAUCGUUGAGAAUGUGCCUUAUGUCUUAUGGUGUGGACACACAAUAUGCAAAAAUUGCAUGUUGGGACUUAAGUGGACUGUUUUGAAGUUCUCUAUGCAUCAGAUCCAGAUUCCGUCGUUCAUUUCAUGCCCUUGGUGCAAUUUGUUGACACUUCGACUAGUCUACAAGGGGCAUGUAAAAUUCCCUAGCAAGAACUUCUUCCUUCUUUGGAUGGUGGAGAGCAGAAAUGGUGAUAGGGCCAAGUCUCCUUCCUCUACAUGCAGGGAUCACCAACAGUUGUUGUCCCCAAGGGGGGGUGUUUCAGUUAUUGGGAAUACCACCACGAUCAACCGCAGGCCGCAUCGCCUUGGACAUUUAAGGUCAAACAGUGGUGCUCAUAGCCAUAUCAGUAAUACCAAUACUAACCAGAGGCCACAAUUUUCUCUGCACAAAUCUCUGGAUUUCUUCAUUCACUUGACGUCCAAGUUUCCUUUGGUUGUUUUACUUCUUCUGGUUAUAUUUGCAAUAAUACCCUCCAGUGUUGCUAUCAUAGUGGUAUACUUGGUGCUCACAAUCCUCUUCGCUCUUCCAUCCUUCCUAGUGCUCUACUUUUCAUAUCCUGCUUUGGAUUGGCUGGCAAGAGAGAUAGCCAGUUGAAGAUUUGCUUGCAAUUAGUUUGAGGAUAUCUUCUCCCAUCUCUUGCUUGCAUUGGAAACUUUAGGGUGUAAUCGAGGAUUUCUUUGUAAUAGCUUUAUUUCUCAAUUUAUAGUGCUGUCCAGCUUUAAUAUGAUCUUAGUUUUAUAUCAAAA